Cryphonectria parasitica EP155 is the source of this 1059-nucleotide messenger RNA. RefSeq lists its product as uncharacterized. The transcript is spliced from 3 exons. Gene Ontology annotation, biological process: regulation of transcription by RNA polymerase II; positive regulation of DNA-templated transcription, elongation. The annotation marks the transcript as partial. The record is from RefSeq and is a predicted model, not a curated record. Gene Ontology annotation, cellular component: nucleus; cyclin/CDK positive transcription elongation factor complex. Gene Ontology annotation, molecular function: cyclin-dependent protein serine/threonine kinase activator activity. Lineage: Eukaryota; Fungi; Ascomycota; Sordariomycetes; Diaporthales; Cryphonectriaceae.
CCUGGCAACAUUGCGCUGUCAAACCAGUACAGAUUUGAGCAGAACAUCCGCCGGUUGCAAAAGGAAUGUGGAUGUGAUCCGGCCAGAGAGGACUCAUAUAGGAUUCAAGGUGUUCAGCUGAUCGAUUCCGUCCGCCAGGCUCUGCGCCUGCCCGUUAAGACCUUCACGACUGCUUGCACGUACUAUCACCUUUUUCGCCUCUGUCACCGCGACGCAGAGUACAACUACCAAGAUGCCUCCCUUGCCGCCCUAUUUAUGGCAUGCAAGGUGGAGGACACGAUCAAGAAGUCGAAGGAAAUUCUCUGCGCAGCCAACAAUAUUAAAAACCCAGACCAUCCUGCAUCCCAAGACGAUAAGUCCUUCGAAAGCCCGCACAAGAUUCUCAUCGGUCUGGAGCGGCACAUCCUCGAAACCAUCGGCUUCGAUUUCCGAGCUCGUUAUCCACAAAAAGUUCUAGUUAAGAUGGUGCGCUACGUGUAUCACCCCGAUGUUGCUCGAGAAGUCAUUCCCAUGGCCUACGAUAUAUCGAUCGACAUGUACAAGACAUUUGCGCCCAUCAAGGCCUCGACCUUCACCAUGGUGCUGGCCAUCAUCGAGCUGGCGGGCCUUCUGAACGGCCGGGACGUUGCCAAGAUACGCUCUCUCGAUCUUGACAAAUACCAUACCAACCGUACCAGCAUCCUAGAAGUGAUGCUGGAUCUGUUGGAUUUAUAUACCCAGUUCAGCAAGUACACCGACGUCGGCAUGAGAUUUGAGCUGUCCAAGUUCAUCGACAUCAAGAUCAAGCUCAAUCAGGAGCUCGAAAAGGACGGGUCUUCACUGCGCCGUUUUGACAUCUGGUGUGAGAGGUGCGACGAUGACGAGAAGAUCAAGUACCCCAUCACGCCGGGCUCUGCCACGUCUCCUGCGAUUUCGGGAUCAUGGCCCGGUGGAAAGCUGUCCAAAUCGGGAGAAGAGACACCAACAAUGCGCUUUGUGUACGACGUGGAAGAGGCAAGGAGGGAGAGGGACACCAACAAUGAGUAUAUCAAGGAGGAAUACGAGGAUUACGAGAUCGAG